AGUAUAUUAAAGCUUAACUAGCAUGUCUCAGCUCAGCAAGUAUUUUUAUCAAGUGACGGCAGGCCGUUCCUGUCGCGAUCUGUGUCAUCCCGAGUAUGCAACGUGCUGGCAGUCUUUCAUUAAAAACACUAAAUCAUUGCUACCCGGGUGCUAUAAGCUAUACCUCUCGCUACUGGUGAUACCACCGCUUGUCAAGGGCAGUGGCUACACUGUAGAAUAUUGGACUAAUCACUUCCUGGGCUACGCAUCGAUAUCAACCAAAACGUACAUAUUAGCCAUCAGCGGUUUGACACUGCAAUGUCUACUCUAUAAAGCGUUCGGGAAGCUACACUAUUACUGCCUGAUGGGUGUACCAGGCGUCGUUAGUGCUGCGCUCGUGCCUCGACUUCCGCGGGUACACCUACGGUUACAGGGUAUCACCUACUUCAAUAUGAUGCUCGAAGUGAUGAUCAAAAAGAGUAGACUGAGCUUCGUACAAACAAUUCGCAGAUCGAAGCUGUGGGCUACCGGUGCUUUCAUGCUAUGUAGUGGUGCUAUCAUGUACGUUCUACGCAAAGGAACUGUCAACCAAUUUUGGAUUAUGUAUCCGGCUACCGAGAAUAGUACCGCUACGAUGGAUAAGCGAAGGUCAUGUCUGCACGAAGGACCAUGCCGUCGAUACGUAUUCGAUGGUGUCUGGAAGUACGCGUUCGCGGGGCUAACAAUUGAAACGGCUCGUGCACUUUUAUCGAAAGGCGCACUGUUCAUCAAUCAACCGAGAACAUUCUGGACGGAAAUUGUCAAAUCAGUGGGCAUCGGAUUACCUCGCUUCCUCGCCACGUACGUUGGUAGCUACCGUUGCAUUAGCUGCCUGCUGCCUGCGAUUGUGGCAGGAGGUCAAGAACAACCAGCACAUUCUACACUCGCCGGCUUUCUAAGUGGAGCGAGUUAUCUACUCUAUCCAAAAUAUCAGGUAUUUACACUCGGAUUCACCAAGUUCCUGGAGAUGGCAUGGGAGCAUCAGUUGAAUACUGUCAAUGUGCGACCUCGUUGGAUGAUAUUGGUCGAGCGCCUGCCACUCUUGCGCCUGGUGCAUAUACUGUCCAUCGGAUACAUGUACCAUGCGCUUGUCUUCCAUUCUCACCUUUCACCGGCGUUUAACGCGAAGUGUGUAAACUAUUGCUCCAAUUACCGCGUUGAAAACACUAAGCGGCGGUUGGUGGCUUGGAUGCUUGCGCAUUCCUGGAACUGUUGCUGAAACCUGUGGUAACCAAAGCGGAAUCUAUCCAGAGUGCGGGACCGUCCUUUGGUACGGCUUCACAUAAAACCUGAAAGCGAUCCAGAAAUAAACCUCAAAAAGCAAAUGUUUG
Molecule: messenger RNA, 1349 nt
Organism: Anopheles darlingi
Lineage: Eukaryota; Metazoa; Arthropoda; Insecta; Diptera; Culicidae
Exons: 5
Coding region: 23-1237 (404 amino acids)
Source: RefSeq, a predicted model, not a curated record